This is a messenger RNA of Colletotrichum truncatum, 1548 nucleotides long. Its product is annotated as hexose transporter protein (Lactose permease). Gene Ontology annotation, molecular function: carbohydrate:proton symporter activity. NCBI's taxonomy places the organism in Eukaryota, Fungi, Ascomycota, Sordariomycetes, Glomerellales, Glomerellaceae. Gene Ontology annotation, cellular component: membrane. The record is from RefSeq and is a predicted model, not a curated record. Gene Ontology annotation, biological process: transmembrane transport; carbohydrate transport.
AUGGCAUCCGUUGAAGGGUCCGAACUUAGGCUCCUAGAGCUUUGUACCAAGGAGUCAUGGUGGCGGGUACCACACCUCAUAAGACUGAACAUGCUCCUGCUUGUACCGUUUUUCGCUAGCUAUGUGGGCGGUUUCGAUGGUAGCAUGCUUAACGGAAUCCAGACAGUCAAACAGUGGCAAGAAGACUUUGAACAUCCUUCUGGGGCUACUUUAGGUCUUUUGGUCAACAUGCAAGUUAUCGGUGGUGUAGUGUCUUUGCCUCUCGCUCCCUAUGCUGCGGACAAGUUCGGAAGACGGCAUCCCAUAUGCCUGGGGUCUCUUAUUAUUAUUAUCGGUGCAGUAGUGCAAGGCUGUGCCCAGAAUAUGGCUAUGUUCAUUGCUGGCCGGUUCUUCAUCGGCCUGGGCGGAGGGUUUGUCUCAACCGCUGCCCCUCCACUGCUUGGUGAGCUGGCGUAUCCGACACACCGACCUAUCAUUACCGCUAUAUAUAAUACUACAUGGUACGUGGGGUCUAUUGUUGCUGCUUGGACUACAUAUGGCACAUUUAGACUGCCCAGCAGUUGGAGUUGGCGCAUCCCUUCGCUCCUACAGGCCGCUGUGUCUGUUUUCCAAGGCACCUUGAUCUAUUUCGUGCCCGAGAGCCCAAGAUGGCUUAUUGCGAAUGGCCGAACGGCGCAAGCAACCAAAAUACUUAAUCAAUAUCACUGCGGAACCCAGGAGCCGACUGAGCUGGUAAGGCUUCAGGUGGCCGAGAUUACCAGCGCCAUUGAGUUUGAGCGCUCUUAUGACUCGGCUUCUUACCUUCAAUUCUUUCGGACAAAGGGUAACCGCCAUCGGCUGUUCAUUGUAGUCAGCCUUGGCUUCAUUAUCCAAUGGUGUGGCAACCAGCUCAUUUCGUCGUACCUCGCCCUUGUCCUCAAUGAUACAGGAAUCACCGACCCAGAAACGCAGAAUCUCAUUAACGGAUGCCUCCAAAUCUUCAAUUGGGUCAUUGCCAGCAGCUCUGCUACAUUCGUUAAUCGACUGAAUAGGCGAUUUAUGCUUCUCACAUCCAACAUUGGGAUGUUGAUAGCUUUUACGAUCUGGACUGCCCUCGCCGCCCGAAACCAACAACAAGAAGGCGGCAGCAAAGGACUCGGUAUCGGCGUGGUAGUGAUGGUGUUCGUUUUCUAUCUCUUUUACAACUUCGCAAUGAACCCUCUGCCCAUCGCCUAUCUGCUCGAGGUACUGCCAUACACUCUUCGUGCCAAGGGUCUUACUGCGUUCAACUUGGCACAAUUCUGCAGCGGCAUUUUCAAUGGCUUCGUUAACCCGGUAGCACUGGAAGCCCUGCGUUGGAGAUACUAUAUUGUAUUCGUUUGCGCGCUGCUAUUGUGGCUAAUCAUUAUCUACUUCACUUUCCCCGAGACGCGUGGUAUGACCCUAGAAGAGGUCAGCCAGGUCUUUGAUGGCAAUCAGCCACUUGAGAGAACAUUUAAAAUCAAGGACGAUGGCCUUGCUGAGGCUGGCCACACGGAGAUCAAGUUGUCGGAUGAUAAGGGGACAUGA